Ilex paraguariensis (yerba mate) is the source of this 717-nucleotide messenger RNA. Lineage: Eukaryota; Viridiplantae; Streptophyta; Magnoliopsida; Aquifoliales; Aquifoliaceae. The record is from the annotation of a GenBank genome assembly.
AUGACACAGUUUCUAGUUGCUAUUCCAAUUGUCCCAACCAUUCGCGUCCUUGUUACUUUUACAAAGUUUGAGGAGCUUCAGCCAGCGGAGGAGUUCUCAACUCCUCUUUCCAGCCCUGCACAUUUCCAAGAUGCCAAGUCUAAGGACUCAGAAGGGUCCACAUCGUGGAUUUCAUGGAUGAGAGGAAGCCGUGGUGGGCAAUCAAGCGAUGGUGAAAGUCGCAGCUUCAGGGAUGAGAUUGACCCGUUCCUCAUACCAUUAGAUUAUGCUUGGGUUGAUGCAAAUGAGAAAAAACGUCGGAUGAAAGCCAAGAGAGCAAAGAGCAAGAAACAUAAAAAACAAGCGGCUGCCAGAAAUCCGGAUGGUAGCCGUCAGGUGAGUGAGGAUAUGGAAGAAUAGGGGCACAAAAAAUUCUUAUCGGUACAAUGCUCCUUCUGGAUCUUGUACAAGAAGAGGGGGUGUAAAGCCCAUACCUUGCAUGUAUGGCUUCUAUCAUUCAUUCGGGUGUGGUAGAAUGGUUGGUUCAUGUGAAAUUAUUAGGAGAUUGCUUCUUGUUGCUGAAGAAGAUCCUAGCUUCUUCAUUGUCGUAGUAUUAUUAUGUGAUGUGAAAUUGGUGAGCAACAGAAUCUCCUUUUUGUUUUUUCUUCAAAGCUUGUUUCUGAGCUAAUUCUUAUUAUAUAACUAUUAUUAAUGAUUCAAUAUUGUUUAAAAUCAAAA